AUGGUAUCUCUCAUUGUACAGGUUAUUGAGGAUAACGGUGUUCGAAGGGUUGUGGUGGUUCCCCAGGCUCCAGAAUUUCAUCCUGGUGGUCACGCAGUGUUACACAGGCCUCCGCAUCCCCCACUGCCUGGCUUCCUUCCUCUUCCAGCCAUGAUACCCCCUCCACCACGUCAUAUAUACUCACCCGUGACCGGAGCUGGUGACAUGGCAACACAGUACAUUCCACAGUAUCACACUUCACAAGUAUAUGGUGAUCUGGAUACUCUGCCUGCUCAUGGAAGAUCCAACUUUAGAGAUGAAAGGUCUAGUAAAACAUACGAAAGGCUACAAAAAAAAUUAAAAGAUCGGCAUGGAACUCAGAAGGAUAAGUUAAACAGUCCUCCAUCAUCUCCUCAGAAAUGUCCUUCUCCUACAAAUGAACAUAAUGGACUUACGAAAGGACAGGAUGCAGCUGGUAUAAGCACAGGUUCUACCAAAAGCAAGUCUUUGGGUAAAGGAAAAAGCAAUUCUCAGACAGACACAGAAGUAGAAGAAAAGGAUGAAGAAACAAAAGCACUUGAAGCACUUCUUUCCAAUAUAGCCAAGCCAGUGGUGUCAGACAUUCAGGCAAGAACAGCACUACUUAUGUGGUCCCCUCCAUCCAGUAAUACCCAAGAAGACACUGACAAGAAUGAUAUACCAGAGGUUUAUACUUAUGAAGUGAUGAUUUCAAAUACUGGAAAAGAUGGAAAGUACAAAACUAUAUACGUUGGAGAAGAAAAUAAACUUACUGUGAAUGAUCUCAGGCCAGCAACUGAUUACCAUGCAAAAGUCCAAGUAGAAUGCAAUUGUGUAAAGGGGAGCCCUUCAGAAGCAGAGAGUUUUACCACAAUGAGUUGUGAACCUGAUACUCCAAAUCUACCCAGGAUAACUAAUCGGACCAAAAAUUCUCUUACUUUGCAGUGGAAGGCGUCUUGUGAUAACGGUUCUAAAAUCCACACUUACCUUUUAGAAUGGGAUGAAGGAAAAGGAAAUGGAGAGUUUUGCCAGUGUUAUUAUGGCCAACAGAAGCAGUAUAGGAUUACUAAACUAUCACCAGCAAUGGGGUACACCUUUAGGCUAGCGGCCAAAAAUGACAUGGGAAUGAGUGGUUUUAGUGAAGAAGUCCUGUAUCAUACCUCAGGCACUGCCCCAACCACACCAGCAAGUCCUUUGCUGAUUAAUGCUGGAGUUACUUGGUUAUCCCUACAGUGGACAAAACCCUCAGGAACACCAUCAGAUGAAGGAAUCUCGUAUAUAUUAGAGAUGGAGGAUGAGAACUCAGGAUAUGGUUUCAAGCCAAAAUAUGAUGGUGAUGAUCUUACCUACACGGUGAAGAAUUUGAAGCGUAGUACAAAAUAUAAAUUUAGGGUCAUUGCCUAUAACUCAGAAGGGAAAAGCAGUCCAAGUGAGACAGUAGAAUACAUUACUUGUCCAGACAAGCCUGGAGUACCUUCAAAACCUGCAGUGAAAGGAAAAGUACACGCACAGAGUUUUAAAAUAACCUGGG
This is a messenger RNA of Pterocles gutturalis (yellow-throated sandgrouse), 1528 nucleotides long. Its product is annotated as fibronectin type-III domain-containing protein 3a-like. The record is from RefSeq and is a predicted model, not a curated record. Gene Ontology annotation, molecular function: protein binding. Lineage: Eukaryota; Metazoa; Chordata; Aves; Pterocliformes; Pteroclidae. The transcript has 11 exons. The annotation marks the transcript as partial.